AGCGUCGCCACCGGGUUCUAAUUGAAGCAAGGUCCCCCACAAUCGCGUUUCUGAACAGCCAGAAGAAACACCACAGAAGGGCUGAUCGCGACCGCCAACUGCAACCAUGAACGGCACAGAGGGACCUUAUUUCUACAUCCCUAUGGUUAACACCACCGGGAUUGUCCGGAGUCCUUAUGAAUACCCUCAGUACUACCUUGUCAACCCAGCAGCCUACGCUGCUCUGGGUGCCUACAUGUUUUUCCUCAUCCUGUUCGGCUUCCCCAUCAACUUCCUCACUCUGUACGUCACCAUCGAACACAAGAAGCUGCGGACCCCUCUAAACUACAUCCUGUUGAAUCUGGCGGUGGCUAACCUCUUCAUGGUGUUCGGCGGUUUCACCACUACGAUGUACACCUCCAUGCACGGCUACUUUGUGCUCGGCCGUCUGGGCUGCAAUCUGGAAGGAUUCUUUGCGACCCUCGGCGGUGAAAUCGCUCUCUGGUCCCUGGUGGUUCUGGCUAUUGAAAGAUGGGUGGUCGUCUGCAAGCCCAUCAGCAACUUCCGUUUCGGAGAGAACCACGCUAUUAUGGGUUUGGCCUUCACCUGGAUAAUGGCUUGCGCUUGCGCCGUGCCCCCCCUUGUCGGCUGGUCCCGUUACAUCCCCGAGGGCAUGCAGUGCUCGUGCGGGGUCGACUACUACACACGGGCCGAGGGUUUCAACAAUGAGUCCUUUGUCGUCUACAUGUUUGUCUGCCACUUCCUCACUCCGCUGAUGAUUGUGUUCUUCUGCUACGGCCGUCUGCUCUGCGCCGUCAAGGAAGCCGCCGCCGCCCAGCAGGAGUCCGAGACCACCCAGAGGGCUGAGAGGGAAGUCACCCGCAUGGUUAUCCUCAUGGUCAUCGCCUUCCUGAUUUGUUGGUUGCCCUAUGCCAGUGUAGCCUGGUGGAUCUUCACACAUCAGGGCGCCGAGUUUGGACCAGUCUUCAUGACCAUCCCGGCGUUCUUCGCCAAGAGCUCUUCCAUCUACAACCCGAUGAUCUACAUCUGCAUGAACAAGCAGUUCCGCCACUGCAUGAUCACCACCUUGUGCUGCGGGAAGAACCCCUUCGAAGAGGAGGAGGGCGCCUCCACCACUGCCUCCAAAACCGAAGCCUCCUCCGUUUCCUCCAGCUCCGUCUCCCCUGCAUAAAAGGGCCGCAAACCCACGUAACACGACCUACUACCCAAGAAGAAGAGUUCUCCUCCCCCCAGGACACGACUAAAGGCUCAUGUCUACUUAUACAACUUCCUUUUUGUAUUUUUACAAACAUAAAGACAGUUGCGGGAAAGAUCAGCCCAUUACAGAGUUGUUCCUGUAUGUACAGAAUAUCCAACACAUCUAUGAGUUUGUUUCCCCUAGAUUGAGGGAAAACUAUAUGUUUAUCUGUAACAGUUGGAUCCUAUAUGAUACUGGCUUAUCUUUGAAUGUAGAGGCAUGUAAUCAAGGCAACGUAAAAUAAAACGCACUUUGCAAAUGA
Corythoichthys intestinalis (scribbled pipefish) is the source of this 1499-nucleotide messenger RNA. RefSeq names its product rhodopsin. Gene Ontology annotation, cellular component: plasma membrane; photoreceptor outer segment. The record is from RefSeq and is a predicted model, not a curated record. Gene Ontology annotation, molecular function: G protein-coupled photoreceptor activity. Bases 107 to 1171 code for a protein of 354 amino acids. Gene Ontology annotation, biological process: G protein-coupled receptor signaling pathway; phototransduction; visual perception. The transcript has a single exon. Lineage: Eukaryota; Metazoa; Chordata; Actinopteri; Syngnathiformes; Syngnathidae.